This is a messenger RNA of Panicum virgatum (switchgrass), 2262 nucleotides long. RefSeq lists its product as uncharacterized. The transcript has 2 exons. The record is from RefSeq and is a predicted model, not a curated record. Lineage: Eukaryota; Viridiplantae; Streptophyta; Magnoliopsida; Poales; Poaceae. The coding region runs from base 813 to 1874 and encodes 353 amino acids.
GGGGGGGCUGCCGCGGAAGACUCCGGCUCCCUGCUACGUUCUGGAAGCGUCCGCGGUGUGCGGCGGCUCCAGGCGGCUGGGGUUGUGCUGCGGCUCCGCGUUGAUGCGCUGCGUCUCCGGCGCCGCCCUGCGGUCGGCGGGGUCGGAGUCUACGGCGAGGCUGGUGGUUCCGGUUGGGGCGCGGGGCCGGGGAAGUCGUUCCGCCUGCUGUGGCUGUGGGUGGGGAUCGGCGGCGGGGAGUGAGCGGGUGGAAGAGGGCUGCACUUACUGCUCUUGACUGGUUGCACGUGGACCUCGUACCACAGAACUUGCUAGGGAUUUGGAUUUUGGACUCGAUUCGGGAGUCGGGUGAUUGGAUCGCUGCACCUUUCGAUUGUGCUUCAAUUAACCUGGAAGUGCAAGAGUUGGAUGUGCAGACCUUUUGUCUUUAAAAACCAAAUCAUUUGGAAUAAGUUUUCCACGUGAUCUGCUUGAGCAGAUUUUGGUUUGAAUCUUAAAUUCUGAUUCAGAUGUAUUUCAAGAUAUCUGAAGUAGUAUAUACAUUCUGAUUAGGAUACCUACCUGCAAUAUGAUGAUACUCAUCUCUAAAACACAAUGAGGAUUACCAAUAGUUUCUUAGUAUGUACCGAAGAGCUAGGAAGAAUGAUCAGUAUUGAAUACAUGCCACUUUUUUCAGGAAAAGCACAAGGAGAAGAAGCACAGAAAGGAAAAAGACAGGGGAAAAGGGGAAAGAAAGGAAAAGUAUAGAGAUCAUAGGAAACAUAAGCACAAGAAGAAGCACAAAAGAGAGAAGUGUAGAGACAGGAGAAAUAAUGAGGACAGAGAUAAAGACAAAAAAACAAGUCUUGGGACAGAACACUCAGAAGAAUUAUAAACAUGGCAACAGAAAACCAGAAGAAAAAGGGCAGAAUGAAGCAUUCAAAGAUAUUAAACCAACAGAUGAGUUGAUUACCCGAACUUUUGGUCAAGAAGGUAAUGCUAUCCAUAAAUGUGACAAUAAUAUAUCUUUGCUUCCUAGGAGCACUGAUAGCAUUAGUGUUACAGGUUCUAAAGAGAAAGAAAGGAAUUCGGUUGGUAGAAUGGUUAAGAAAUCUGAAGAAGCAACACAGGGAAAUCAUGGGAUGGUACAAAAGAGUGAUAGUAUUGUGCGUGCUAAUAAAAAGGGAAUGAGGGGUGUUGAUUCUAAAACUAAAAUAAAGAAUGGGAAAAGCCUUCAAGUUGGAUCAGCUGAAAUGCAUUCCAGAAGAAAGCACAGCUGUAAUGUGGUGGACAUACGGCAGGAUAAUUACAGUUGUAAUGGAGUGGAUGUACAGGUACAGCAGGAUAAUUCUAAUGCACAACGAAGCUCUGAAGAAGCAAAUGGAAGAAUUACACUAAGCCCAAAUAGAUUGCAGAGGGCAGAAGAAAUGGAACCUGAUCCAGAGAUUUCUGUCCAUUCUACAAAAGGGAAAAAUGAUAGAAGUAACACCAAAGGUGGUAUGAUGGGAAAGGAAAAUCGAAGUGCUAACAAUUUCCGUGGCAAGAUGAAUCAGCAAUCCGUACAAAAUAAAGGAGGAGAAGUUGAAGGGAAGGGAAAAACAAAUUAUUGUAAGGAUGUUAAAGGCAAAGAUAGAGAUAGGGUUGUAAAGAAAAGAAAGGCUGAAUACAAAAAUAAACAGAAAGAAAUGGAGAAAAAUGGUACUGUAAAUGAGCAUAAACAUGAAGAUCCUGGUGCAAGAGAGGAUCAGGUAGAUAAUCUUAUGCGCUCUGGUUUUCUUAAUGGGCAAAAGUUCAUGUCUGACAAUAUAAAGAAACGGAAAGACUUCGACGCUAAUUCUUCUCCAGAUGAACACAGUAUUACAAUGACUAAGAUGCCGAAGGUGUCUCCUACCUAGGAUGAAGAAAUAUGCCGGCAUUCUCAGCGGAUCACACCUUGUAGUUCUACAGAACUACUUGACACAAACACUCACCAGAUAGGCUGGCGUAAGUCUCAGGAUGGCUACAACAGUGCCAUCACUGCAUCUCGUUGUUCGGAGGAAGACAUAGCUUCAGUUUCUUCAUCUGGUUACAGGAGUAACAAAGGUUAUCGGGAGCAGCCUCACCCUGAUACCAAAUAUCUGAGCCAAUUGUACUCCACACCUCCAGCUCAGGACUUUUCUGGUUUCAUCGAUCAGGACUGGCUGUUUUCCCAGGAUUGUGAGGGACGGAAAACUGCGGCGUUUGAGGCUGCAGAAUCUGACCAAGUCUGGUCUGAUGCACAUAUAACUUAUGCUGCUGGUGUAA